AGACAGUCAAACUCUCAGACCUUCACUGUCACUGAGAGCUGACAUGGCACAGGGAGGAACUCAGCUGGACUCUGAAAAAUUCUCCUGUUCCAUCUGUCUGGAUCUACUGAAGGACCCGGUGGCUCUUCCUUGUGGUCACAGCUACUGCAUGAGCUGUAUUCAAAGCUGCUGGGAUGGAGAGGACCAGAGGAGAAUCUACAGCUGCCCACAGUGCAGACAGACCUUCACCCCAAGGCCUGUACUGCAGAAAAACACCAUGUUAGCAGAGUUAGUGGAGGAGCUGAAGAAGACGGGACUCCAAGCUCCUCCUGAUGGUGGCUAUGCUGGACCUGGAGAUGUGGCCUGUGAUGUCUGCACUGGGAGAAAGCUGAAAGCCCUCAAGUCCUGUCUGGUGUGUCUGGUCUCUUACUGCCAGCAGCACCUCCAGCCUCACUACGAUGUAGCCCAGUUAAAGAAACACAAGCUGGUGGAGCCCACUGUAAAACUUGAGGAGAACCUCUGCUCUAUUCAUGGCGAGGUGAUGAAGAUCUUCUGCCGCACUGAUCAGCAGUGCAUCUGUUAUCUCUGCUCCAUGGAAGAACACAAAGACCACGACACAGUCUCAGCUUCAGCAGAAAGAACUGAGAGGCAGAGAGAGCUCGGGAGGAAUCGGCAAAAAAUCCAGCAGAAAAUCCAGGACAGAGAGGAAGACAUGAAGGAGCUUCAGCAGGAGGUGGCGGCCAUCAAUCUUUCUGCUGAUGAAGCAGUGGAGCAAAUCAGAUCGCAACAGAAAGCCGAGGUGAGUCGGACGGAAAAACUGCAGGAGAGGCUGAAGCAGGAGAUCGCUGAGCUGAGGAGGAAAGACGCUGAGCUGGAGCAGCUCUCACACACAGAGGAUCACACACAUUUUCUGCACAGUUACCCCUCACCAUCAUGUCUCACUGGAUCUACACCCUUUCCCUGCACCAAUAUCCAUCUUCGGUCCAGCAAGAAGCUUGUGACUUCAGCUUUUACAGAGCUCAGAAAUGAACUGCAGGAUGCUCGUAGUAAGAACAGGACAAAGAUCUCAACAGGAACUAAACCAGAUGCUUUACUGCCACAACCUGAACCCAGAACCAGAGAUGAUUUCUUGCAGUAUUCACGUCAAAUCACACUGGAUCCAAACACAGCACACAGAGAGCUUUUAUUAUCUGAUUGGAACAGAAAGGCAACAAGAGUGAAAGCACAGCAGUCAUAUUCUCGUCAUCCACAAAGAUUCACUGAACACUGUCAGGUCCUGAGCACAGAGAGUCUGACUGGACGGUGUUACUGGGAGGUGGAGUGGAGGGGAUGGAGAGUUUCAGUAGCAGCCGCAUAUCAGGAUGUGAGCAGAACAGGGGAUGAUGGUAUAUUUGGAAACAACGACAAGUCUUGGGCGUUAGAGUGCGACAGAAAUAGCCUUGAAUUCAUCCAUAACAGAAAGGAAACUCCCAUACGAGGCCGUGUGUCCUUCAGAAUCGGAGUGUACCUGGAUCACGGAGCAGGUGUUCUGUCCUUCUACAGCGUCUCUGAAACCAUGACUCUCCUCCACAGCGUCCAGACCACGUUCACUCAGCCGCUCCAUGCUGGGAUUUAUUUUCAUUAUCAUGGAGCCAUUGCUGAGUUUUGUGAGCUCAAGUAGGCAGACAUUUACAAAAUCAGCCGUAUGUGGGAACCUGUUUUCUUUGGUUUGUGCCUGGGUGUCCCAGAGUACGCCUGUCCAUGUCUGUCCAUGCAUCCGCUCAGCACUUGAAGGCAACAUCUUCAAG
This is a messenger RNA of Myripristis murdjan (pinecone soldierfish), 1766 nucleotides long. Its product is annotated as tripartite motif-containing protein 16-like. The coding region runs from base 44 to 1639 and encodes 531 amino acids. The transcript has a single exon. Lineage: Eukaryota; Metazoa; Chordata; Actinopteri; Holocentriformes; Holocentridae. Gene Ontology annotation, molecular function: zinc ion binding; protein binding. The record is from RefSeq and is a predicted model, not a curated record.